Eptesicus fuscus (big brown bat) is the source of this 5125-nucleotide messenger RNA. RefSeq names its product leucine rich repeats and IQ motif containing 1 (gene LRRIQ1). Bases 1 to 5007 code for a protein of 1668 amino acids. The record is from RefSeq and is a predicted model, not a curated record. Gene Ontology annotation, molecular function: protein binding. The transcript is spliced from 26 exons. Lineage: Eukaryota; Metazoa; Chordata; Mammalia; Chiroptera; Vespertilionidae.
AUGCUCUUUAUAGCCUUUUACCUCAUCUAUGCAUUUUCUCACAUUUUUGAUGACUUAGUUGAAUUACCAGAGUCAGUUCUUCACUGUAUUAACAUCAUAAAGAAUAAGAGUAAAACUGCUGAAGAGCUCAUUCUUCAGGACUUAGAAGAUACUGAUGUUUUAAGCUACACUUAUGGAGCAGUUUCUAAUAAUCAUAUGCGCUUAAGGGUAGAAUUAUCACCUGAAUAUAAAGAAAACUCAGAUCAAUUAAUGAAGAUAUUAUCUGAAAUAGAAAAAGAAGAAUUUCUGAGAAGUAAAACCCACUGUGACCGUCCUAAUUCUGUUCCAGAGCCUGGUCCUUAUGAAGAUGUGGAUGAACAUAUUUUGCUAGAUGAUGGUGAAAUAAAUUUUGGAUACUGUGAAGUAGAAGAAAGAUGUAGGCAAUCUUUUGAGGCUUGGCAAGAUAAACAGAAAGAACUAGAAGACCAAGAGAAAGAAACUCUCAAAGCUCAGAGGGAUAGAGAAGAAAAGCAGUUUCAAGAAGAAGAAGAAAAGAGACAUUGCUGGUUGAAACAGUUUGAAGUUGAAAAGAAGAAAUUAGAGAAUAUUCAAAAGCAAGAACAGGCCAAGAUGAAUGAUGAACUCCUUGAAGAAGAGAAAAUGUGGAAAGAGAAAUUUAAACAACAUGAGGAGUUUAUUAGGAAUUUGCAUUUACAAAUGGAAGAAGAAAGAACAAGAUUUAAAGACCUGCAGGAAAAAGAAAAAAUGCGUUUAUUAAAAAUGCAGCAUAAUGCAGCUGUAAAAAUUCAAACUAAAUAUAGAGCAUUUGUGGCCUACCAAAAAUAUGGCCCAAUUAUAAAAGAACAAAUAGAAAAUAAGAAAAAAAAAGCACUAGAGUGGAAAGAAAAGGAAGCAAAAAUACGACAGAUGGAAGAAGAAAUACAAAAAAGAUUACAGGAGGAAAAAAGGAGAGAAGAAGAAAUACAAAGGCAGAUGCAAGAGGAAAGAAAAAAGAGAGAAAAAGAAUAUGAAGAAAAAAAGAACAUCCUGAGACAAGAAAAAGAGCAACUACUAAACAAGGAAAAAAUAAGAUUAAAAGAAGAUGGAAGGAAACAGCUAAUAAUAAGCAGAGCAUUAAAAAAGGUGGACCAUAAUGCUGCACAUUUAACUGUCGAAGAUAAAUCAAAGAAUAAGGAUGAAAUACCCAAAAUGCUAGGAGAGGAAAAGUCAAAGAAGUGGGAAGCUGCUCCCCUUUGGCUAGAUGAAAAGAUGAGUAAGAGAGAGACUAUAGAUAAACAGUUUGUACUGAAAGAAUCAAUACGAGUGCAAUUAAAAGAAUCUAUAUCAAACCAAGCAAUUUUGGCAGAAUUUAAAAUGGAAGGAAAAAAUGAAAACCAGGCAAAACAACAAUGUUCAGAGAAAUUGGUCAAGCAAGAAGGAAAAUAUGAAACCAUAGACCAAAAAACUGAAUUGGAAAACCCAGAUCUAAAGGAUCAUGUGAAAGAACAGUUUCAGCUGCAAGAAUUAAUCUGUCCAAUACAAAAAGAAGUAACCAUGAAGGCUGCCAUAAAUGAGAAUAUAAUACAAGAAACCCAAAUAAUAUUAGGACAUAAUCAAGAAAUUAAUGAGGUGAAAAACAAUGAGGCAGAGAAAAUAAUCAAAGAUAAUCAACAGAGUAAGACACAAAAAGUAGAAAAAGAAGAAAUAUCACAACAGAAUGGAACAUUAUAUGAAGCGGAUGACAGCUCAGUGAUUUCAACGAAACAAAAACUACUACCACUAACAUUAGAACAUUGUGAAUAUAUAGGUGAGAAUGUAAUACUUCAAGGAAAAGAAAUUGAUUUAAAAUCUGAAGAAACUAAGGAGAACCCAAAAGGCAAUGCUCUGAAUAGUGACGUAAUUAUUGAUGGCAGUGAUGCUCUGAUAAAUGUAGAAAGGAAAAUAAACAAGCAAAAUUAUGUUUUAGGUAGACAUGCUCCUUGUGAAGACUUGAAUGGCUAUAAUACAACAAACUCCUUGGUUCUUAAAGAAGUAAACUCUCUAAAGUCUCAGAUUAAAGAAAUUCCAGAAAAAUGUCAUGAAAAUAGAGCUGAAUGUGAGAGUGUUGUGACCUGCUCUGUACCAGAGCCAACACUUCUAUCUUCUAUUGAAGAAAAGAGGCAAGCUUGGAUAAAAUCUGUUAAAUCCUGGUCAGACAUUUUCAAGCAAAAUCAACAAAAGAAGAUUGUUAAGAGGAAGAGACUUGUGAAAUGUCCAGCCAACACGAUGCCCCCUUUGAAUACACUAGAAAUUCUUCAGUGUGGCCCAUGGAAUACUUUACAGCAGGUUACAAGAGUAACAUUUCAAGAUUUGCCAGGUUGUAGUCUUUCCACACUGGCAGAGUGUACAAAUCUUCAGUUUCUAUCUCUUCGACGCUGUGGAUUAAAUUCUUUGCACGGCCUGAAUAACUGCAAAAAACUGAAGUACAUUGAUGUACAGGAAAAUAAUAUUGAGACUAUCGACUGUGAAAAUUUGGAAAAUCUCUGUGUUGUUCUUCUUAAUAAAAAUAAACUAACUUCUUUGCAUGGUUUGGAUGGCUGCACUAAUAUCCAAGAUCUUGAACUUUCACAUAAUAAAAUCACUCGAAUUGGUGGUUUAGAAUCUUUAAAAAAUCUCCAGCAACUAAUUGUGGACAACAAUCAGUUAAUUAGUACAAAAGGCCUUUGUGAUACUCCUACCAUUAUCUACCUGGAUUGCUCACAUAAUCAUCUUACUAAAGUUGAGGGUAUUGAAAACUGUGGAUUGCUUCAAAUACUGAAGUUACAGGGAAAUUACCUAAGUGAGAUUCCAUCCUUGGAGAAUCAUGUUCUACUACGAGAAUUGUACUUGGAUGAUAACAGCAUUUCAAUUGUGGAAGCAUGUUCUUCAUAUUGGCUGCCUUUGCUACAAAACCUGACUCUGUCUCAAAACAGUUUGACAAAAAUCACACCACUUUUUCAUUUUGUUUCUCUGGAAAAACUGGAUGUCAGCAAUAAUUGCCUUUCUGAUCUUACAAGUACCCUAAAGUGUUUUGAUGCAUGCUAUUCUCUCCGUGAAUUGAAUAUCACUGGAAACCCACUUCUUCAAGAAAUAAACUGGAGGCAUUCUUUGCUUAAAAUAUUACCUGCUCUAAGAAUCCUCAAUGGUGAAACUCUAGACUCUUAUUCAAAAAGCCACAUUGAAGAACACUAUCAAUCAGAAUUAGGAUGUUUCCUGUUACUUUGUCAGUCCCAGGUUACAGAAUUCAACUUACUAAUUGAAAACUAUAUUAAUGGAAAAGGAAAUAUAUUCACCUUGGAUGCUGCAGAAAAUCUCUGUCAUCAUUUUAAGAAAUUAAUGGAACUUAGUAAUCAAUAUCGAUAUGCACAUGAACUUGGAGAUGUAGGUAUCACCAACAGAGGUGAAUCAGAAGCCCAGCAAAAUAAUUUGAUUCCUACAGACAGUGACAGCAUCCUGCAAAAUAGAAUCCUUCACUCUUAUGCAGACAAACAUAAACCUGACUCACCAGAUAUUUCUAAAAAACAGAUGGACUCUGGUUCUCAUCAUUCCCUUUUAACCAACUCCUUAUGUGAAGAUAUGGAAGGGAUGAAUCAGGAAAAAAUAAUAGAGCGGAAAAGAGAAGACAGCAAGGCAAGCGGUAUCCCCACCAAAAGAAUCCCAUUCAUGGAAACAGUGAUGACAAGCUACCUGCUGAAGAAUCACCCAAAUAUUGAAAAUUAUGAAGAAAUUAUGGCAGCUAAAGUAAUCCAGGCAUACUGGCGUGGUUACAUUGUGCGCAGAUGGAUUCAUUUAUCUACAAAACUGCGUACUGCUUCAUCAGGACUCCUGAGAUCCCAGCCAGAGUCCGGCAUCAAAAAUCAAACUAUUUUAAAGGAAGCAAAAAUACAAAACACUGUGAAUAUACAAGAACAGAUGGAAAAGGCUGCAAUUGUUAUUCAGGCGGUUUGGAAGGGCUUUUUUUUCCGAAAGAAACUGACAACAGCUCUAGAGGCUAUUAAGAAUGAAGAAUCUGAAGAAGAAUAUGAAGAAAUAGAUUUAGAGGAUUUUAAAUUUGACGAAGCUGCCUUAGAGAAAGAAUGGCUAGCUGUAGAUUCCGCCUGCUUCCCUUCACAAACACAGCUUCUACCAAACCAGCUGCACUGGCCAAAGUUUCCUGGAACCUUAAACUAUGAUGAUACUUCACUUAAUUUACCAAGUCGUCCAGCUCAAGCAUGGAUAUGUAAUGAGAAAGAAAAUUUAUUUUCAUCGGAACACACACAGUUCAGUGGCAGGUCAGAAAAUAGCACUUUAUCCCAGGCACCUGAAUCAAAGACCAGCAGAAAGGGUUUGCUAAAAUCUGAAAAAGAGGAAAAAAUUUCAGAAGAAUGGGGCUUUAAGGAUAUUUCUACCGCUCAGCAAAUGCUGAAGAGAGCACAGAAAAUGAAAUCAAAGAAAUUAAGGAAAAAAUUAGAUGCCACUGUGCGCCUAGCAUUAUUCAAAAACAAUGAAAAUAAAGUUUCUGCUACAAAAUCACCGAAGAAGCUACAACCCAGGAGACGUGGUUACUUUGAAGGUAAGGAAGAAGAAUUUAUCUGCAAGGAUACCAAGGCACAUGAAAAAUUAGAAAGGAGUAAAGAAUAUACGUAUCAGUGGCUUCACACACAGGUUGGAGUUCAUGAAACAACUAGUUCCAAAAAUUUGAAAUGCAAUCAUUUCUUGCCUGAGUUAGAUCCAGAUGUACUUAAUGGUGGAAGAGUUCAGCUUGUGGCAAGACUUGUAAGCAGAGAAGACACGGAUUUAGAGCUUUUUUCCAUGACCAGUGGAAGUGCUUUGUCUGUGAAGAAAGAAAAAAAAAAUCAGUCACACAGACAGUCAGAGGGAUCUUCAAGUUUUUCAAUUAAAGGAAUACUUGCACCAAUGAUAGCCAAUGCAGGACCUUCUAAGAAAGAACGGAUGUCAUUCCGUGACAAUCCUGUACAACUCAGUGGUGGAUGGGGAAGUGGCAAAAAGAAGGCGAAAACUUCAAACUAAUUCUUCAAGCUUCAGCAUGUGGCACUUUAUCUCUUUUGAAGAGCUCUAUGGAUAUUUGGUCAUGUUACCAAUUGGACACAAGGUUUUAUUACUCUAUUGUACUGUAUUUCAUUUGCAU